CUUGUUCCUGGAAAUAUUGAAUAUGCUGCAGAAUAUAGAGAUAAAAUCUACAUUUUUGAAUGUGAAGAAAAGCUGCAAAAAUUCAUGAGAUUUCCAGAACAGUAUUGGGACCACAAACUUCCAUCUAAACUGCCACCAAAGAUGGAGCCAAUUGUGCUAACGUCUCUUCCUUUAACUGGAUAUCUAGAACAGGGAGUAGCCACUGCUUUAAUAAAGGCUUUAAAUGAUGUAGGCUGUUUAAAGCCUAAGUAUCCAUUUCUAAGUGUGAAACGAUCUGCUCUGUUGUAUAUCGCUUAUCACCUAAAAGCAUACAAUUCAAGUAAUUCAGAUUAUAUACGGAAGAAAUACAAGAAG
Molecule: messenger RNA, 354 nt
Organism: Staurois parvus
Lineage: Eukaryota; Metazoa; Chordata; Amphibia; Anura; Ranidae
Source: the annotation of a GenBank genome assembly